GCCGCCUAGCAAGCGAAGAAGACGCUGGCUAGAAAUGGCGCUGACGGCGAGUCGAACGGCAUGAGGUUGCUCAACGGCUUUUCCGUGGAUCGGAGACAUCGCAAUGCGACGGACAUGACAUCGACCUCCAAGUAGCGAACCCGUCGAGGCGGCCACCGCUGAGCUUUCGACGUCUCCCCCGGGGGAGAGUUUUCGCCUUGUCCGAGGAGGAGAGCAAAUCUCACCGGGAGGGAGCAUGGCUUCUCACGGCAACCAGUAUAUCUUUGGGGAAUUCAGUCCAGAUGAGAUCAAUCAGUUCUUUGUGACUCCACGAUGUUAUGUAGAGCUUCCACCGUUCAACGACAAAGUGCCAUGUGUCAGUCAACCUUCUGGAGGUUACUGCACUCCUGCCGUACCAUAUAUAAUGGCGUCAAUGGGACUGCAGGGUUGCGGAGAUGACUAUCAGCGCAUUAAGUUUGGUGUUGACGAGGUGAUGGACUCCAAACCAGUCGGCGGUGUGAACGACUCCUUGUAUAAGGUGUCGAGCACCCUGAACCCACAGGCCCCCGAAUUCAUCCUGGGCUGCCAGCCAGCCCAAAAGACACAACAGUCGGCGACGACUCCGGCGGGUGACUCCUCUGGUGGAGGCCACUUCAACUCCAAGGACGGGGCCGAUUCGGAGGCCUCGGCCGUGGACAAUCACCAGGUGUCCCAGGACAUGGACGGACUGCCCGGCAGCCUGGGACAGCGAGAAAGGAAGAAAAAGAAAAAGCGGCCCCCGGGGUACUACAACUACCUGGACCCAUCCACCGGCGGCAACAGCGGCACUGCAGAUGGAACGCCCGUGACAGCACUCGUGAAUGGACACGCAUCCUGUGCCUCGCAACACAUUGCCGAGGACUUGGACUGGAAGACCUCAUCGGGGACCAGCCUUUCUUCAACAAGUGUUGCCUCUGUGGCAACAACUGCUCCGACUGCCACACCCACCACCAAUCAGAGGACUUGCGAUAUUCCUGAUGACUUCUCAUCGGACUUAAAAAGUGGGGCCGCCUCUUUAUCGGAUGGCAAUAAUGCAAAUUCCGCCUCUUUUUCCUCAUGUCAAAGCAGAUGCAUGACGGCGGGAUCAAGGACUGCAGAUGAGCAGCCAGAUCAUUCGGCUCACCAGAGCCCUGAACUUUCAGAUAGUUCACAGAGCCCCCGCUCCAAGUCACCUCUUUCCGCCUGUGCUGCUACGACUACUGAACCACAGGGAGUGGAAGUGGCUGAGAGUAAUGGGUUGGCAGAGUCUGACACUCCCGUUAGCACAGAUGAACAGAAAGAAGACCGUGGCGAUUUGACCCAGCAGGUCUCUGCGGAGUGCGUUGCCCAAACGACAGCGACGGAGUCUUCCCAUUCGCCCGCAGUUGCGGCGGCUCCUGCUCCUAACCCUCCCAAAUCUUGGGCUAGCCUCUUCCACAACUCUAAGCCACUUCCUGGCAGUCCGCCGGCCUUUGUGGAGGUUAAGAACGCUGUGGAAGUUGUUGCCCCUCCUCUCCCGACACCAGAGACACCUGAGGAGAAACCUGUUGAGGUUAAGGAAGGCCCUGUCCAUGUUUCAGAGGACCCUAUGGCUCCUAAACUUGCAGAAAUUAUAGAGAAUGUGAAGUUGAUACAUAAACCAGUGUCUUUGCAGCCGAGAGGUCUCAUCAACAAAGGAAACUGGUGCUACAUCAACGCUACUCUCCAGGCCCUCAUCGCGUGUCCUCCCAUGUAUCACCUGAUGAAGUCCAUUCCUCUACACAGUGAAACGCAGAGACCGUGUACCUCCACGCCCAUGAUCGACAACUUUGUGAGGCUGGUGAAUGAGUUCACAAAUAUGCCGGUGCCAGCUAAACCCAAACCAGCUAUUGGUGAUAAACUGGUCAAAGACAUUCGGCCUGGUGUCCCGUUUGAGCCUACGUACAUUUACAGACUCCUCACGCUUAUCAAGUCGAGUCUCUCCGAAAAGGGUCGACAAGAAGAUGCAGAGGAGUAUCUUGGUUUCACUCUAAAUGGAUUGCAUGAGGAAAUGCUGGCAUUGAAAAAACUGAUCUCACCUCAGGAAGAAAAAGUCCCCACACCCAACGGCCCAGAGUCCCUGCCAGGUGUGGCGGAAGAUCACGCUCACAAGGACGAAGAGGGAAGCGAGGACGAGUGGGAGCAAGUUGGCCCUCGCAACAAGACUUCCAUCACCCGCCAAGCUGAUUUUGUCCGCACGCCCAUCACUGACAUAUUUGGAGGACACAUUAGGUCGGUGGUGUAUCAGCAGAACUCUAAGGAGUCGGCCACGCUGCAGCCCUUCUUCACACUUCAGCUGGACAUCCAGUCCGAGAAGGUCCGCACGGUCCAAGAGGCCCUAGAAACGCUCGUCGCGAGAGAGUCAGUCCAGGGCUACACUUCCAAGAGCAAGCAGGAGAUUGAGGUCAGUCGGAGGGUGACUCUGGAAGAGCUGCCACCUGUCCUCGUGCUCCACCUGAAGAGAUUUGUGUUUGAGAAGACUGGAGGCUGUCAGAAACUCAACAAGAUCAUAGAGUACCCCGUCGACCUGGAAAUAAGCAAAGACCUCUUGUCUUCUGGAGUGAGGAGCAAAGUUGUGAAAGGCCAAAGAACAUACAGGCUCUUUGCAGUGGUUUAUCACCAUGGUAACAGCGCGACAGGGGGUCACUACACCACGGACGUCUUCCACAUCGGCCUCAACGGCUGGCUGCGCAUCGACGACCAGGCGGUGAAGGUGAUCAACCAGUAUCUGGUGGUCAAGCAGAUUGCAGAGCGCACCGCAUACCUGCUGUACUACCGGCGCGUUGACCUCUUGUAGGCGCAAGCACGCACACCGCCAACAAAGCCACAUGCAUACACACACACACACGCGCACACGCCCGCGCACACACUUAACAGCUCCCUCAUCACACGCACACACGGAACAUAUGAUGAACAGGAACACUGCCCGACUUUGUUCUCUUGCAAGAUUUUCCUCCUCUUCCCUCGUGUCCCAGCUUCCUCGAGAGCCACCUUUUCCAGCACCUCUUCCGAAGAGGAGAGACAAGUUGCACUCCUUGCAACGGCUCGCUCCUCUCUGUGCAUCACUGCUGUCAUUUUUUUGUUCUUCUUCACGACAACAACAAAAAAGUAAAAAGAAUAGGCGGUUCAACUGAAGAACUGCGAACUGGACUGCUGGGGUCUUCUCCCCAACUGAGCGUAACCCACCCAGAAUUAUCAGUGUUGGCCUCCCCCCCCUCCCAACCCCCCCAAGGAGAGCCGUCGUUGGAAAAAGGCCCGGAUUUGAAUGAGCGCAUUGAUCAGGCCUAGCACCAGCAUUGCCAUCCCAAGCCUGCUCGUCUCCACUUCCUCAUCUCCUCUUCCUCGUCCACGUACAGGUUGAGCCCCCACUCCCGGCGAGGGCGGGGGGCUAAGUGGAAUUUGAACCGAACACCCUCUGGGUCUUCUAUGUCUACGAAGAGUAUCUAAACAAAAAGUCUUUAACGCGCUUUAGAACUUAAGAUAAGCUUUCUGUGCACAAACUAUAAAUGAUUACAUGGCAGGCAUAUUUGCAACUAUUUAGACUUAAAAUGUCCCCCCCAUAAAAGGGGUCCGAAUGGACUUUGCUUGUUUUUAGAAAAUGUUUUUGUUUUUUUGCACUGGAGAUGGCAACUAAUCAAAUGAUAGAUUCCACUGCAAGAGCUGCCCUCGUUUACUUGGUACAUUUCCUUCUGGAUCCAUUCGUCGUCUGUUGCCGCCGCCCACGACCACGUGGAUUUUUCUCGGCUUGUCUGAGCCACAGCACUCAAAAGGUUCAGUCUGCCAUCUUUUCCCCACCCGUAUCAGGCCGGCGCGUCCGCCGUGACGUGCCCCCGCUGUGUGCACGGUGUGUCGAGGGGUUCGAAAUAAGCGGGCUGCACCAGUGCUCAGACGCGCACAAAAUAGUGUUUGCUUUUGUUGAAUAUGUUGUUGAUAAUUUUUUUUUUUUUUGGGGGGGGGGGGCAAUAUGUUUUUUUUUUUUUUUUUCUUUUUUGUCUCAAGCUUCUGAAAUGUUCAGUUUUGUUUGGGUCACUCAUUGAUUGUCCACACGCUCGUGCUGCUUCUCCGACUUCUGCUCUCAUUGGAAUUGGACCUUUUUCAAAAGAAAUGAUAUAGGCUAAAGCACAACGAUAACGUUCUUUGCGCCACAAUUAAUUUUUCUCUCACUUUGCAUGACCACUUUCGUCAUCGUAUCUCGCAGCAGGCACUUCGACCGAAUGUUUUAUCAGAGGUGCCCCCCCCCCCCCCAAACGCCCAUUUCAAACUUUUGUCAUUUAAAGUUCCUGUCCUGUCAACAACCCAGACAAAUUUGAAUGAUUUAAAAGAAAAAAAAUGUGGCUUUAUAGUGAAAAAUCAAGCCGUUGUCCAGUAACUGUGUGAAACUAUGCCCUGCUGAAAAUGAAUUGCUAUUUCUAUAGUUCUCUAAUGCUUACGUAUCCCAGCAUAUUUGAGUCACAAAAAUAGAUCCUGUUAGAACUGCUGGUUGCUGGAAUAAAUCCCGAGAUGUUGUCGGGCUUUGCGCUCAGCUAACAGAAGUUGUAGCUAGCUGCUAGCUCGCGAGUGAACAGGUAUUAGUAACGAAGUAACCUGCAAUUGAGCCGGAUAACCACUGAUCAGAACAAUUUUAUAUGUAAAGUGGGAGAGGAUGGACAAGCCCGAUGGAGGCAUGUCAGCGGCUGGCAUUUUAGCGCACCCCGCCCCCUAAUACUUAGAAAAACUUAAAAUGGUGAAAGUAGUUGAACGCUAUACCUCAAUCCAGUUCAACAUUUUGAAUCGCUUUGACAAGGCCUUUAAGUUUAAAAAAAAAAAAAUGGUUGUGCAUUGCUUCCACACUUUAUUUUAGUGGAUCUUGAUGUGGUAAUGUCAUGAAAUCGUUUUAACCUUUUUAACCUUUGCCAAUUAAACCAAAGGACACACCAUAUUAUACCCUGUUAACUUUUAAAAUCCACUUUUAUUGGAGCGUCUUCAUCUCCUCCAUUCUGGUUGUGCCGCAGGUUGCGUAGCGAUUUUUCUCUCCAAACUGUGACCUCAAUCUUCAUUUGCAUAUUUAUUCCCCCUGCAACACCCCCCAAGAAGAAGACUGUCGAGACUUUUGGACUUUGAAAUGGGCAACCUGAGUUUUCCGACGCGCCUUGCUGAAUUGCUUCACGCCUCAUGUUUUGUCUUCGGUAUGAGCGCCUAACACUAUUGUCUGCUGGAGUUCUACAACAAUCUGUUCUGUCUUUUUAAUUUCAGGCAUCCAGCGUUCUAUUUUGUUUGUUGUUCGAAUAAAGGAUUGUGCAAAAAGCAGUUUGCUAAUGACACGAA
Molecule: messenger RNA, 5319 nt
Organism: Syngnathoides biaculeatus (alligator pipefish)
Lineage: Eukaryota; Metazoa; Chordata; Actinopteri; Syngnathiformes; Syngnathidae
Gene: usp10
Product: ubiquitin specific peptidase 10
Exons: 15
Coding region: 236-2812 (858 amino acids)
Biological process (GO): regulation of autophagy; protein deubiquitination; DNA damage response, signal transduction by p53 class mediator
Cellular component (GO): cytosol; nucleus
Molecular function (GO): cysteine-type deubiquitinase activity; cysteine-type endopeptidase activity
Source: RefSeq, a predicted model, not a curated record